Molecule: messenger RNA, 423 nt
Organism: Trypanosoma brucei brucei TREU927
Lineage: Eukaryota; Euglenozoa; Kinetoplastea; Trypanosomatida; Trypanosomatidae
Exons: 1
Coding region: 1-423 (140 amino acids)
Biological process (GO): endoplasmic reticulum to Golgi vesicle-mediated transport
Cellular component (GO): TRAPP complex
Source: RefSeq, a predicted model, not a curated record
AUGACGUUGUAUUCUAUUUACAUCUUCAAUCGAUAUGGUGACAACAUAUUCUACAAGGAGUGGAAUCGAACUACGGCGCCUCAGGAGGGUGAGGCGGGGCUUGUAGCUGGAUUCAUAUAUACGCUACAGCACUUCUCAUCGCAGCUUUCGUCCUCUGGAGAGGGUGGCUUUUACGCAGUUCGGACUCCGCUUUACAAACUUCAUUAUAACGAGACAAUGACUGGUUAUCGCGUUGCACUUCUAAGUGACAAGGAUCUCAAGACAGAUGUGGUGCAGAACAUCUUGCGUAAGAUGUUUAGUGAUGUUUUCCAAAGGUACGUAACAAAGGAUCCCAACUACAGUCACACGCAGGGUCGUGUAAUCACUUCCACAGCGUUUGGGGAAGCCCUGGACCAGUUUUUCCACUCUCAGAAGAUCCUUUAG